Messenger RNA from Caenorhabditis bovis, 1308 nucleotides. The record is from the annotation of a GenBank genome assembly. Lineage: Eukaryota; Metazoa; Nematoda; Chromadorea; Rhabditida; Rhabditidae.
AUGUCGUUCUCGGUACAACGCCAAAUUGUUAGCUCUGUCACCGAUGUGAUCAAACCAGCAAGAAACUUGAAGGUGGCCAUCAUCACCAAGUGCACCAAUGGCGCUAAGAGAUUCGAGGCGGCCUUCAUUGAGGGAACUCCUGGCAGCACGGUGACUGUUCAUUCAGAUCUUACAUCGCUGACUGAAAUCAAAGGCGCGGAUGUGAUCGUUGUUAACAAAUCGUUAACUGAGGAGAUCAACAAUUCCGAUAAGUUGGAAACAUUUCUGCAAAAUGUGAUUCGCGCGGUGCGCUUUGGUGGAGUUGUCGUUAUUCGUGAGGAUUUGAAAAACCAUGAGGACAAAAAACAAGUUGCUCGUCUUACUGACUUCUUCGACGUCUACCGUACUCUUGACGAGGGAACUAACUGCGGACUCGGGUUGUAUGCUGUCGACCAAAUUGAGAAUUCGAUCUAUGUUGAACAAAACUAUCUCGACUUCUUCUGGGUGUUCAACAAGAAAGAGUUCGCCUAUUCAACCGACGUGACCAUUACUUUCCGCGAUUUUCUCGACAAAACACAAUACACCAAUACUGGAAUUUAUGCGUAUGAGUGGAUUUUCGGAAACAACUUCAUCUCACCAGGAGGAUACGAUGAGAACAUGAGAAUUAUUCGCCACUUUGGAAAUAUGCGAGCUGGAGAAACUAUGCUCGACAUUGGUGUCGGUAUUGGUGGAGGAGCUCGUCAAGUCGCCGAUGAAUUUGGCGUGCUCGUCAAGGGAAUCGAUCUCUCUUCAAACAUGCUGGCCGUUGCUUUGGAGAGAAUCCAAAAUGAAAAAGAUGCUCGCGUCCGUUAUUCGAUCACCGACGCCCUUGUCUACAACUUCGCACCAAACACAUUUGAUUAUGUUUUUUCGCGUGAUUGUAUUCAACACAUUCCAGACACGCAUAGUUUGUUCCAGAAAAUCUAUCAAUGCCUCAAACCGGGAGGCAAGGUUCUCAUCACCAUGUAUGGAUGUGGAUACGGAGAAAUGUCGGAGAAAUUCAAAAAAUACGUUGCGCAGCGUCAUUAUUUCCUGAAAAAUUUGAAGCAAAUCGAAGAAAUUGGAAAAAAAACUGGAUUUGUUAACAUUUCAACUGAAAACAUGACUCCGAGAUUCAAGGAAAUCCUCGGGGAGGAAAGAUCUAGAGUUGAAAAUAAUGUUGAGGAAUUCCUAUCGAAAUUCUCGCAAAAGGAGUACGACUCGCUCGUCCAGGGAUGGUCUGACAAGCUCGGUUACAUUGCUGAUGACAAUCACAACUGGAACAUGUUCUACGCCGAGAAACCGCUGUAA